UCAAUAACAUUCAUCCAUCCAUUUUUUUUGAAUAUAUGAUAGCAACAAAUUAAUGUAAAUCAUCAUUCACAAUGCAUCCAUUAUUUGUUGAAGUUUUAAGUAAAAAAGAUCUUAGCCGUGCUGGUGAAUUAUUCGCCAUCGAUGAUCGUGCCAUUGUUAAAGAUCUAUCUGAAUUAUUGGCAACAAUAAAAAAGAUAAGCAAUUCACCAUAUUAUAUUGAUCGUCAUAAUGAUCAAAGUGUUGUUGAAAUUUGUCUAACACGAAUUAUCAGUGCCAUUAGAGAUACGAAUACAAUUGAAGAACAUGCUCGUGCAUUAGUAGCAUUACUUGAAUCAUGUUUACUUUAUAAUCUGAAACCAACAAAUCGUGAUCAGGAUCCACCACAUGCUAAGAUUGCAAGCGAAGUUGUUUCAUUUAUAUUUUUGAAUCAUAGCAAAAAAUCUGUCAUGUGUUUGGCCGUACCAGUUGCUGUAAAACUUCUUCAUAGAGGCAACAAAGAACUUAGUCGAAAUCUAUCUAGCUAUUUAUCAUUGGCAGCCAUACAUAAUGCCGAUCUAUUGGCUCCAUAUAUACAGCCAAUAAUUGAUUCGAUAAUCAGUGGCAAUUAUUCAUUGGUACGAGUAUUAUCGAAAAUCUAUGUGAUCAAUAAGGAACCAAUACAUGAUCAUAUCAUGGCACUUGUUUGCCUUUUACCGCAAUGCGAUACAUCGGAAAAAUCAUCAUUGCUUAAUCUGUUUGCUUUGAUUUCUAAACAUAAACCGUCUAUACUUGAAGAUGAUCUUCAUCAGCUUAGCGAUUGUCUUCAACAUCCACAGACGGCCUAUACGACCAUGCAGAUUUUUCUUGAUAUGGCUCAUCAUAAUAAUAAAAAAUUUAUUGAUUACAUUCCUCGAGUGAUUGCCUCAUGUGAGAUUCAUUCCGGAAUGGUAUCGAUAGCGGCCGAAUUUCUUGGAAUUGUUGGCAAAUUAAAUAUUUCCGAAGCCCAAGAUUGUGUUCGAUUUUUAACAUCACAGCUAUCAAAAUCUGAUCUCGGAACAACAAUAACAUUAUUAAAACAGAUUAAAUCAAUUUCCGAAGUUUAUCCAUCAGUGUUGCCGAACGUUAUGUCCAUUAUCAUUGCACAGACAGAAAAUUCAACAUCAUCGACCGUACAAUCGUAUCUUCAACAAUUAAAUGUGAUCAAUCAGACAAACAAUUCAUCAGCUAAUCGUGUGAAUUCCAAUUCAGAUUCAAUAUCAAGUACAAAUUUGGUCAAUAACCUUGUCAAUUCGGUCAAUAAGAAUUGUUUUCUCAGCAGUGAUAUUUCGAGCCUUAUUACAGCCCAACAACAACAGCAGCAAUCGAGUCGUAGCACAAAUACAAAUAGUAACAUUAGUUCCACCGGUGGAAAACUAGGCGGAAAUAGUGGAUUUCACAUCUGGAAUCGUAGCAUACCAAGAUUACAUGUAGUAAGUGGUGGUAGUCAGAUACAUAAUCAACCACCAUCGAAUGUACAUCGAAGUCUGACAGCAUUGGUUGCAUCAGCCGGUGGUGUCAGUGUCGUUGGUAAUAGUGGAAGUGGAAAUGGCGGUGGUGGUGGUGGUGGCACUAAUGCUGGUGGUGGAUCAUCAUCAUCGAAUACGGCUAGUCGUCAUUACAUAAAUCGUAUGUCAAUCGAAUCAAUGAAUACGACGAAUACACCGUCUAGUUCACAGAAAAGUGCAUCAUCAUCAUAUUUGCUUGCUUUACAAGAAAAAGAACUUGCAUCAAAAAAUGUCAAUUCUUCGAUUGAUUCACAACUUCAGCAACAGAUAUCUGGAUCAUAUACACUUAAAAAUAAUUCAAGUAAAAAUGAAUUAAAUUUCAUCGGUCGAAACAGUGGUAAUGGUGGUGUCGGUACUGGUAGCAUUGUCGGUAAAGAAUUAAGUAAAGCACUUCAUCAUCAUCAUCACCAUCAUCAUCAUCAUCAUGUGAUUUCAUCCGAUUCCAAUUCAUAUUCACCAAUGUCCAAUGCAGCUACUUGUGUAUCGAAUGAUUUAACGUCUAAACAAUCAUCGAAUGAUUCCCGUCAGAUAACUGUUUUCGAACCAUAUCCAAUGCGUGAUGCUGUACAACAUUUUUGUGAAAAACAUAAUGAUAAAAUCAAAACAUAUAUGCAAAAAGUAUUGGUAAAAAUCCCAUUACCUGUUAAAUGUACGAUCGAAGAGAAACGUUCGAAAAAGAUUGCGAAAAUCUAUUUCGCAUGUCAAGCCAAAGGUGAACAUUGUCUUUAUACCCGAAAUUAUUUUGUAAUGAAAACGAAAAAUGCUCGUGUAUGGAUACAUUUAAUGUUUCUAGCAUUACAAGCAAAAGCCAAAUCAUCACUUUGUACACGUGAACCAUCGGUGAAUGCAUUGAAAAAUUGUUGGGAAACCUUAAAGGUGGAUAAUAAAUCAUUUCUUACGUUGGUCACAUCAAAUUUUCCAUCAGCUAAAGAUCAAGAAAUUCUUAUCGAUGAAUUACGUUCGAAUCGUUAUUUUGAUGUUUUUAAAUUUAAUGCCAUCAUGCAAUUAUGGGGCUGUUUUCUGUGCAAUCACCCGGAUAAAGCAACCGGAUUUCUAAAGAAUUCCGAACCAGUUAUAGAAGGACAGUUAAAAGAAAAGAAAGGAAAAUGGAAAUUUUUUCGCCGUUGGCGUACGAGAUAUUUUACCCUUUCGGGAAUUCAUCUAUACCGAGACGAGGUGACCGGCGACAAAGAUGGCCAACCGAUCGAAGUGGGUAAAGUACAGAGUGUUCGUGCCAUUGGUAAUUCACGUGGUCGUACCAUACCGAAAGCAUUUGAAAUAUUUACCAAUGAUAAAACUUAUAUAUUGAAAGCAAAAAACAGUCAAAACAAUCAGGAAUGGAUGCAAUGUCUUUCCAUAGCGAUGGCACAUUCACAAGCCAAAGACCAAUGAAAUAUCGAUAAUAACAUCAACAAUAAUGGCUAUAUAAAUAUCAAUCAUUAAUCUAUAUCUAUCAAUUCAUCAUUUCGAACAACCUUUUGACAAACAAAGGUUUUUUUUAUCAUCCAAUAAAAGCUUUUAUUUAUAUGAAAA
This is a messenger RNA of Dermatophagoides farinae (American house dust mite), 3056 nucleotides long. It is a transcript of the gene melt, whose product is annotated as ventricular zone expressed PH domain-containing protein melted. Gene Ontology annotation, molecular function: phosphatidylinositol-5-phosphate binding. The record is from RefSeq and is a predicted model, not a curated record. Lineage: Eukaryota; Metazoa; Arthropoda; Arachnida; Sarcoptiformes; Pyroglyphidae. Gene Ontology annotation, biological process: regulation of signal transduction. Gene Ontology annotation, cellular component: plasma membrane.